Paramisgurnus dabryanus is the source of this 2573-nucleotide messenger RNA. RefSeq lists its product as uncharacterized. Lineage: Eukaryota; Metazoa; Chordata; Actinopteri; Cypriniformes; Cobitidae. The record is from RefSeq and is a predicted model, not a curated record.
AUGACUAAAAUGCUUGUGAAAAUCCAUUGUAAACAUGUUUUCAAAAUAAUUAGCAUACAAAUCUUGUCUUGGGAAAACAUGCACCAGACACAAACACUCACACCAAUGUCUGCAGGCAACUUUUUCUUAUCAUGCUGAUCUGAGUGUUUACUGAAGGGAAGGGUUUGUGAAUGUUCAGCUAAGUCAAGGAUGACAAGAAGACUUUUCCAUAUACAAGACAACAUAUACCCCGCUGCACCUCACAUAAAUGCAAGGAUAUUGCUACAGGUCUUAUUUCAUCUAAAAGAAUUACAUUUAUAUUUAUGCAUUUGCUCUUUUAUCCAAAGUGACUUACAGUGAGAUACUUGAAAGAAAUCUUGUGGUCAUCAGCAGAACAGGUACAGAACAUCUUCCAUAACAAAUCUAGAAACUUUGUACUUGAUCGAAAUAAAUUUGAUUAUGUGUAAAACUAAUUAUUAACUUAUUUUAAUUAAUUUAUUUAUGUACUACUUAAUUUGAUAAAUAUAGUCUUUAUUCUUUAAAAUAUUUAUAGUACAACAAAUUAGUGCUCAUAUAUCAGAUUACAAACUGCUGUAAAUAUCAUGGACAAGAUGAACAUUAAAAAUUAUAUAUUUAUGUUAAAUAUAAACGGUGGUGGAUUGGUGGAUUAUUUUUGGUUUGUUUAUUUUCUUCAUAACAAAAAUGCUCUAAAAGUUGACAUUAGGAAAUAUGCAUUAGUAGUCUGCAGUGAAUGGGGAUAUUUCUCCUUUAGGAUGGAGGUAAAGGUGUAUGUUGAAGGAGUCCAGCGCAUUGUUUGUGGAGUCACUGAAAAAACAACAUGUCAGGAGGUGGUCAUCGCUUUAGCACAGGCAGUCGGUCGCACUGGACGAUAUACUAUGAGAGAGAAGUUCAAAGAAUAUGAACGUAACGUAACUCCAGAUGAAAGGCUCCUGGAGUCUUUGGAAAAAUAUGGUGAGCAAGCUAAGGAAGUCCAGCUCAUUCUGAAACAUAUCGGUCCUUCCCUUGGGGAAGAACCAAUGCCCAGGGCCCAAAUGAGGCGUGUAGAAGGAGCAGGGAGGGUCCGUAGAGGCAGCGGGAUACUCGCCCUACACCGCCAGAGUCUUCCACCGCUAUCACGUCUCUGCCUCCACUCCGAGCCACCCCCUGAGGAACCAAAGAGACCCAAGAGGAAGUCCCUGACCCUAAUGGAGGAAGCAUGGGGCUGGCUGGAAAACUUGGGUAGAGGCGGGAAACAACCAUCAGGACGAGAUAAGGGAAAAGACAAGGAGGGCAAUAAAGGAAAUGGGCACUCAGACAGCACAUCUCUGAAAUCAGCCAAGAGUUCCCCAGCCUCUGGGGUAUCACAGGGAAAGGACAAAAAAGAUAAAAAUAGAGUCACACAUCAGCCUUUGAUCAGUUGCCUUGGAAACCGUGGUAGAUGCAAUGAUGACAGUGUCUUAUCUGAAAGUAAAGAGGAAGAGGUGCAAAAAGGUGCAGAGAAGGAUGUGAAGACCAUCACAACCGGCAAACCUCCAGCGGCUCAGGUUCAGAUGAGCAGUCCUGAAACUGACAGUGAGGAGAUAGUAGCAUUAAGGAGACAGAUCAUCAAACAACAGACUACUCUGCAAGAACUAACAGUGAAAAUAGAUUCAACCGAUCAGAUGAUUCGUGAACUUGAGGAGCAAGAAGCAGCCAGACAGAGUUCAGAGUCAGAAGAUGAGGAACAGCUCAAGUUUUGGCUAAAUGAGCUGAAAGCAGAGGAGGGCUACGAGAGGGAUCUGCAGCAGCAGUUCUUUCAGAUAAAAGAGGAAGCUGCCAAGUGCAAAGCCCAAAUAGAAGAAUACAAACAGAAAGUGCUAACAAUGGAUCUAAAAAACGUUGAGUACAAAAACACCACUGGACAAACAGACGCACCAAAUCCUGAACUGAACCAUUCUGAACCAAGCAUCAAACAAAUAGAGAGCUCUAUGGAAGGAUCACGUGGAGACAGUAAAAUUGAAAAGGUGGUCACGACACUCGACUCCAAAGUCCCAUAUGUGGUUGUUUCUGCAAACCAGAUAUCUCAUCCUCCACUGAGUGGACCAGCGGAGCUGAGGGAAUGGUGGACACGAUGGUCACAGUCUCAAAAUCAGACACCAGGGACAAAACCCAAAAUAGUGCAUCGCUCUGAAAUCACCAUUCAUCUGGGAAGCACUAGAGUUUAAGCACAUGGAACACUGCAAAGAUUUUGUAUAUAGAAACGUAAAAAAAUUCAACACCACCUCGUUCAUUUAAGCCCAGUGGAUUAUGAACUUUUCAUUGCAUGAGGACCACUGCCAUGAUGAAACACGGUGGUCCUGUAUUUGUUUUUCAUGUAUUAUGCUGUUAAAAAAUAAAAAGUAACACAUCACUGAUUCUCAUAAAAUGUUUAUUUCAAUUGUUUCAUUCAAGACCUUUAACAAAAGUAUAUAGGAGAACCUUGAGGUUCAACACAAACCCAGAGUGCUCCCAGAAAUAAUGAUAGCAACAGCUCCAUGUGUCAUAAGAAGCACGGCAAAAGUCUAUCCACUUAAUUGAAUUCCAGCUCAUUAUUUUUUAACGUUCCUAGUUGUUUC